GAUACAGGAAAUACGGUAACAGCGAAACCAGGAGGAAGCCAGCCCCGUGCCUAGAGGGGAUCCGCCAUCUCACAUCUCUCGGCCUUGCCAGGGCCCACCAGAGAAAACUGACGCUCUGGUCCUGUCAUACCUAUGGGGGACCAACCUUAUGCCUCCGGGAGAUCCACGCUCCCUCCAGGAAAUACGCGGGAACCCAAGCCUCCAAAAAAGCGCUGUCUCCUGGCUCCGCGGUGGGAUUAUCCAGAAGGGACUCCCAGUGGAGGUAGUACCACUCUCCCCUCGGCGCCUCCUCCUGCAUCUGCUGGACUGAAGUCUCACCCUCCUCCUCCGGAGAAGUAGUGAAAUAGAUUUUUUUUUCCCCAGCCUAAAUCAGGUAUUCAGGAACCAUGGAGGAUGGACCAAGUCAAUGCCUGUUAGAGAUCAAGAGCCAUCAAAGAGGAAAGGGGAACUUUGGGUGGGCCUUAAAGGUCUUUGAGGGAUUGCAGUAUGACUCCAUUUUCUUGGUGCAUUUGUAAAAUAGUUCAUUCAUUGAAGACCAUGAAGAUUCUUUCCAAUGCAACCCUGCUUUUGCUGGUGUACUGCACCACCUGGAAGUCGUGAUGCUAAAGUAUUAUGAUGUAAUGACAGAUUUCACCUCCAGAAUUUGGAUGAAUCUAGGACAUGGGCAAGAUCAGGUUGUAUACUUCUAGGACUGAAGGCCAUGGUGUGUAUGUAUAUCAUGGUAAACUCACCAAAGCAAGUAAUGCCCUUGAGAUUGUCCUGCAGAAGCCAAUCAUUGCUUUUUUUUGUUGAUACCCAGUCUUUGUUGUAUUACAUUAAAAUUGCAUAAAUCUGU
This is a messenger RNA of Meriones unguiculatus (Mongolian gerbil), 835 nucleotides long. RefSeq names its product negative regulator of P-body association (gene Nbdy). The transcript has 4 exons. The record is from RefSeq and is a predicted model, not a curated record. Bases 133 to 339 code for a protein of 68 amino acids. NCBI's taxonomy places the organism in Eukaryota, Metazoa, Chordata, Mammalia, Rodentia, Muridae.